Molecule: messenger RNA, 897 nt
Organism: Salvia splendens (bonfire salvia)
Lineage: Eukaryota; Viridiplantae; Streptophyta; Magnoliopsida; Lamiales; Lamiaceae
Exons: 2
Coding region: 18-692 (224 amino acids)
Source: RefSeq, a predicted model, not a curated record
UUUUAACAAUCUCGAAAAUGGGCUGCUUAGCGAUGAUCACGACGCUCGUAGUCCUUUCGGCCAUCGGAGGCGGCUCUGCGGUGGAAUACAGCGUGACGAACAACGCCGAGAACACUCCCGGUGGCGCCAAGUUCAACACCGACAUCGGCGCGGAUUAUAGCCGUCAAACACUAGAAGCAGCGACCAAUUUCAUAUGGGAUCUCUUCCAGCAGACUAACCCUGCCGAUCGGAAACCCGUAGACAGAGUGGGCUUGUUCAUUGACGACGACAUGGAUGGAGUUGCUUAUGCCUCCAACAACGAAAUCCAUGUUAGUGCAAGGUACAUCAAUGAUGUUUCGGGCGACGUGAAAAGGGAGAUCACGGGCGUACUAUACCACGAGAUGGCACACGUGUGGCAGUGGAACGGGAACGGCCAAUCAGUGCCGGACGGUCUGAUUCAAGGGAUAGCAGAUUUCGUGAGGCUCAAGGCAAAUUAUGCACCGGCACACUGGGUGGGGAAGGGUGGGGGCGACCGUUGGGAUGAACGGUCCGACGUGACGGCAAGGUUCCUAGAUUACUGCGACGGGCUGAAGAGCGGCACAUUUGUUGCGGAGCUGAACAAGAAGAUGAGAGAUGGUUACAGCCCAAGUUUCUUUCAGGAGUUGCUUGGAAAGUCAGUCGACACUCUGUGGGCAGAUUACAAAGCUACAUAAGCCAAUUAAUUAAUUACAAUAUGCAUAUGUAAUGCUAUGUCAAAUAAGCAGGAUCCUCUUCUGUACCUUCUACUUAUGAGUUUUACUUUUCAUGAUGUUUAUGUAUAUGUGCAACUGUGCAAAUUACAAAUUCAGUAAAAAAUUUAAAAAUAGAUAAAGUUUGUAAUUUUAGAAGAAUAUUAUUAUAAACGUACUUUAAACGCGA